AUGCAGGUGAGCAGCUGGGUGGCAAGACAGUGAUUAUUACUUCCUUUCCUCCUGGAGUGCUUCCCUCAAUGAAUUGUGGGGCUUGGCAUUUCUCUCAGGUGGUCAACUUAGCUACAAAACAGGAUGGUCAGAUAUGAACUAGGCAGGGGUACCUGGUACAGUAGUAUGAGGGUUGCUUGGGACUGUACAGAAAGAUUCAAGGAAGUGUGGGACAGACUUGUUUGGACCAAGAAUUCUGGACAAGUGGAAAAUUCCAUUUGUCACCUUCUGAUUCUAACAGAAGCUCCCAUCAAGCAGUCUCCCCUGCAGCCUCUGAAGCAAAGACAAAUAGCACUUUGACAAAGAUAUUUGUGUGUCUUUUUAAAAUCUCAACUCCCUGUUUCCAGCUCAGUUUGCCAGCAGAUGGCUUGCCUGUUAUUUGACUGUGCAGAGCCCAGUGGAUUUCUUUCCCCUGCAUAAUUUGCCCUACUCCUACCCCAGCGUCUUAACUCCCUGGGAGUUUCAGUCCAAUGGCUGAUUGUAUUCUUUCUGUAGUUAUUCCUCUUUGCUGUCUUGGGUCAUUGCAACACUAUUGUUUGCACUGGACUACCACAUCACAUGAGGCGCUUAAUCAAAGGUCACGGGUUUCAUAUUCUGUUGAUUCUGCACAAAGGCUAAAAAGCAUGUCAAAUAUUCUGGGAAGGUAAAUUCCCAUCAUAGGCCUAGUGUGGGAUUUUCAGCUUUGUGGAUUUCAAGGUAAGUCAGUGACAUUGAGCAAGUCAUGCUCUCGUAGCUUAAUUUACAGCUGGGGUUAUUGGAGAGUGAGGCUUGGGAUUGGCAAGUGAAUAGAAGAGGAAAGGGUAGCAGUUGAUCAAGCAGUAAUGGAAGAACAGGAAAGCUGGGGCUGCAGAAGUCAAUUCUAAAGGAGAAAAAGAACAUGGCAGUUAUUGUUAAGGGUAGUACCCUGGCUUUUAUUUAAGAAACUCAGGGAGGUAGGACUUACCUCAUUUUGCUCUUCUAUCAAUCCUAUGAGGUGGGAAAGCCGGCUAGGCCAGAAGUUUCGCAUCCUUGCUCUGCUUAUUAUUAUGCCAUCCUGGCUCUAAAAUUGAUAGGCAGAGACUGUUGCACACAUAAUGAUUAAGUGUUCUAUCUAUCCAUCUAUUUCAUUCUUAGACACACCUCCAAGAGGCAUUUCAGUCUUGCCAGGUGGAGUGUGAGAAACUGAUGAGAAUGAAGCAUGCAGCUGAAGAGAACAUCUGCACCCUGCUGGUACCAGUACAUUCCCCACUUUUCCUUCUGUGGUCGCUUUUGUUUCGUGUUGGCUUGCUCAGAUGAGAAAUGCCAAAGUUUCUAAAGGUGGAGGCUUCCCUACAGAGGAAGAGAUGUGUUGCUCUUUUGUAUUGCCGGUGAGAAAGGGCUGGAAGAGAUCAAUUGGGGAGUCUUAACUAGAGAAAAGAAUGGACAAAAAUAGAAAACAGCUGAAAGCUGGGCCUCGGCAGGCUUAUCAAAUCAGCAGGGCUGCAAUUGGGGCGUCUUGCUGUUUUGUGACCGCCCAUCUUAAUGGUUGCUUUAAAUCACAGGCAAAAAGAUAAAGCCGCCAAAUAAAUGACAGUUGCUUUGGGGUUGGAGCAAACUAAUUAUCUGCCCAGAUAACCAUUGAUCUGCUGACGCACCUCAGCAGAAAAGAAGAUUAAUACCUCUAAUUGCAGCACUUUCACAGAGGGAGCUGAGCAGUAGGGAAAUUACUUGGGAGUGGUAUAGAGAGAGACAGCUGAAAGCCACUAAGCUUCAGCAAAGAACCUCAAAUUUCCCCAUGUCACCAGGCUUCACAUGCUAGAUUUCACUUAGUCAAAUCCAACCUGUUGGGUUUUUAUCUUGGGGAAACAAGCAAAAUGCCUCUUAAAUAAUAGAGGGAAGAGGGAAGCUUUUGUACACCAGGGUUUAUGACACAGAAUUAAACAAGACAAGUUGAUUUUCUAUAAGCUUCUCAGGGUCACGGACAAGGAAGGCGGGAUUACCCCAAGGGCCUUUGGACAACAAUGCCCAUCACCACUCCCAUCAGUCUUUUCCAAGCAUCUUCAGGCAGGGGCAUCAGAGCCACCUCAGCCUCUCCAGCACCAAAGCAAGUAAGGACCGCAGUGGGAGUUACACUGAACAUGCAGCUGUUCUUAAACAGCUCUUAGCCGGACAGGUGGCAGGGAGUGCCACACAGCUGCUUGGAUAACCCCCACCCACCUCCACCACCACAGCUUCAAAGUUGGAAAGAAGGAAGGGUUGGCCGCUCUUCAUGCUCGCCAUGGGGUAGCACCUCACUCACCAUGCCGAGUGGAAUAAUGGAAACCCUUUAGCGUUGGUGUAAUAAAUGUCCUUCUUCACAGAGCACAGAGUCAAACAAGAGGCAGUGAUGGCCACCAAUGCAAAUGGCUUUAAAAUAGGAUUAGGCAAAUUCAUGGAGAGGAAAGCUGCUUGUGGCUACCAACCCUGAGGGAUAUGGUCUCCUUCCACUGUUGGAAACAAUAUUCUUCUGAAUACCAGUUGCUGGAAACCAAAGGAGGGGAGAACGCUGUUGUGCUCGGGUCCUGUUCAUGUGUUUUCUCAAUUGGCAUAUGUUUGGCCACUGUGAGAAUAGGGUGGUGGAUUCAGUGGGACACUGGCCUGAUCCAGCAGACAUGUGGUGAGCUUGCAGCUGGGGAUUUGCCAACUAAGCGUAGUGCCUGGCUAACAUCUUGGGUUGCGUCUUCCCAGUGACUUUUGUGUAUUGGCAACUUUGAGGGUUGUUGGCACUAGUGACUCUCCCAAGUUGUGUUUUUCAUUCACAAUUAUUUGUUCAGCUCUAAAAGUCCAAGGGAGCAGUGCCAAGCUAAUUCAAAACAGCACCCCAUAGAAUCUCCAGUAAAAUUGUCUGUCUGCUGCUCAGAGCAAAGAAAUAUGUCAGCAAGACUCCUGGCAAUGCGAGCACUUAGUAGAGCAUCAUUAGCUGGUAGGGCAAGUCCUAGACAGGAGCCAGAUGGUUCAGCGACUGCUAAAAGCAGCUGAUAUCCGGCCUGAGCAGGCGCUAGCUUUGGAGAGCUGCCAGUCCUUGAUUAAAAAGGAUCCCCAUCUCGCAUGUCUCAUUCUUUCCUCCUUUUAUGCUAGAUAUGUUACAAUUAUUGCCAUAUUUAAACAUACUACACAUUUGAAAAAUAACAUCCCCCCGAAAGCAUUUAGGUACACUCUUUAUAUAUUUAGGCCUCUCCUGCUCUUUCCAAGCACAUUGUGCACUGUGGCCUUUUCAACAGUCGAGGAGACACAAUGCAACAGUUCACUCUAAAACAAUUGUCAGGGAUGCCUAGAAUGCCAAUCUGAAAGCAGCCAGAACCUGUGAUCAGAAAACCCGAAUUUUCAAAUGAAGCAAGUUAUAGUAACUGGCAUACAGAUGUUACACACACACACACACACACACACACACACACACACAGUUUGUUGGUUUCAUUAUUAUUUUAUUUUGAAGACUGACCAAAUGGGCAGAUAAGAGAUGGUUAUGUGUUCAUAUGUUAUGCAUUGAGUUUGCUUGUUCUGGAAAGCUGCUGUUGCUAGUGCAAUAAUUUUGCCACCUAAGACAUGGAAAUGGGUUAGAUACAUCCUUAUAGUCCCCUGGAAGAAGGAAGAAAAUGGUUGCAGUUGCAACAAUGUGUAGUUACUGUUCAGACAUCUGUCUCUAAACAGUGUGGUGACCUUCUGACUUUCACACUCCCUUAUCUUCUCCUUUAUUUGUUACUCUGUUUAUAUUCCACCUUUUCUCCAAAGAGCUCAAAGUGGCAUAUAUACUUCUUACCCUCUCCAUUUUAUCCGCACAAGAACCCUGUGAGGUAAGUUAGAUUGAGGUGCAAUGACUGGCCCAAAGUCACCUCAUGGGUUUCAUGGUCGAGUGGGGCUUUGAACUCUGGUCUCCCAGGUCCUAGCCAAUACUCUAACCACUGUUCCAUGCUGGCUCUCUCUUUGCACAUGACAGGAUGAGAGCGAAAGCUUUCAAUUUCACUUUUGACUGAACCACAGUUUCUUGUUAUAUAUGACUUCAGGAACUGUGGUCUAUUUCAAGGGAAAGCUUGGGUGAUCUUUUUAAGGUAGGAUAUGAACAAGCAUUUUCCACACAUGUUUUUCCCCUUUGAUCCUCCAUUUGUAUGAGCCAGCAGACUUUUGGAUUCUUACACUGCUUGUGGACUUCUCAGAGGUAGCUGGUUGGCCAUUGUAGGAAAUGGGAAACAGGAGUGGAUGGAACUUUGGCCUGAUCCAGAUAGGAUUUUCUUAUGCUCUUAUCUGUUUGUACCAGAAGACCCCCAUGGGUUUGGGGUGGGGAUAGUUAGUAAUUUCCUAGGAGGCAAAGGCAGUGUGGCGACAUGAAUGGAUUAUCCUGCACCAACCUUUCUAAUUGGUGGGGAUUGAAGGUUGGAUAAAGAUACCCUACCACAAGCAGGGUUGAGGGAAAAGUGAAUGAGCUGUGUGUUGGCCUAACUUUAAGAGACAUAAUAUUGUUGUAGUUGAGGCUGAAGUCUGUCAGCAACAUCAAAAGGAGUUGGGUGGCCUAGUUUAGGAAGCAUUACUAGACACUAUUGACAAUGGCAAGCUGCAAGUAAUGUGCACUUCUGAAGGAAUAAUUUGAAAUCAAAAUGAACUCUAAUCACUGAUAAUGCAUACUGAUGUUCACUAUGGAAACCCUCAGACGUGAUGUGUAGCAGAGACUUUUUAAAAAUGGCAAAUCAAAUAAUGAGAGACAUGGAUAUAUUGAGGCUGUUUUGAUGCCAUCAGUGAAGUGGCUUCACCUGGGCCUUUGUAUUUCAUACUAGUCAUGUCAUCUGAAAUCAAAUACUGUACAGUUGAAGGUCAAAGAUGGACAAUGUGAAUGAUUAGUACUUUGAUAGUAUUUCUUUGUCUCUGUAGUGAAAAGACCUGAAUUGCUUGCAGGGGAGUAGUAAAUUGGAGAGAGGCCAAAGGCUGUAAUAGUCAAUACAAAACAACCCAGUGCUACCAAGAAUACAGAAGAUGUGAGGGAGCUUCUGGUUAUUCUUCUCCAGUCCAAGAAUAGGAGCACCACCCACCACUCACCACUCCAUUUCAGUCUCGUGGGCUCUGGAUAGAACAUUCCACCUUGUGAAAUUGUUCUUCAGAAUUAUAUGCUUUUUAUUCUUCAGAAUUAGAUGCUUUUGCACUACACAAUUUACAAGUGCUCCCACUGGUGCGUUGCUGGAGGUUCUGCUUCAAAUUCUAGACCAUCUUGCUGAGAAGCUGCUUUUAGGAUGGGCUUCUGGAGUGCAUCUGGUCUCCACAAGACACCUGUGGCCAAAGCUCAGCUCAAAUUGGGGUUCUUACACUCCGCAUAGCAGAGAUGAGCAUCAGCGGCACUACUUGACAGGAGAGGAGUGAGUAUCUCAGACUCUCACUCAUGCUGCUGUAUCGAUAAAAAAAAAGAAAGAAAUAGCAGGCCUUUCUUCCACUCUUUACCCCCUUAUCUGAGACUCUGCCUCUCCCUCUGCACUUAUGUGGAGAAGGAAAGCUGACAUGUCUAUCCAUUUCCAAACCUUCCUGAAGUUCAGAAAAUGCUCCUAUCUCUUCUUUGAGUUCUCUGUCAAGCAUGGAGAGAGAGACACAUGGUCUUACAGGAAACUUUGAAGGAUAGAAACAGCAGGCAUCUCUGGAACUGAUUACAUAAGGUCAACUCCUGAGGCAAUUUAUCAGAAAUUUAUCAGGUACACUCAGCAGGAAGCAAUCAGAGGAAUAAGCCAUAAAGAGGUAUGUGGCGAUCACACAGGACGUUUGACGGUCUAUUGACCCUGUGGCACCACUGUGAUUGCUUUCUUCACUGCCACCAACCCGUUUCUCACGGGUACACACGGAAGUCCAGUCAGUUGUUAACAUUAACAAAUAAUUGAGUUUAUUUUAUAGGCAUGAACAAGCUUAUGGUUUCAGUUAAUUUUUCUUGUCAGUUUCUUAAUCUUAACUGUCCUAUUCGUUCCUAACAACUUCAAACAACUUCAAACUGAUUAUCCCAACUAACUAUCUGACUCCACCUAACAAUUCCUCUCACUCUCUCACCACACAACUCGACCAACCCACAAACUGUUCCUCACUCUUCCUUCUCCAACUCCCCACUCUCAACUGAUUUUCACACACCUCCGACUCUAACCCUAACUCCUCCUAUCUGUUUCCACUGGCCAAUCACAUCACACUCAUUUUAACCCUUUCCUUAUGACCCACCUAGGAGGCAAAUGCCGCAAGGUAGCUUCUAAUUAAAGCUGUAGCAGCUCUGAAAAAGUUUAAUCCAUGCCGAAAAGACUGGCAAUGCAGUUAAGUUUUAUGAGGCCAAACAGUUGCCACCAGUCAGUCCUGAAAAAAGACAGGCGGGCCGAAGAAAAAUGGUAUUGUAAUGAAACAGCAUCAGCAGUUUCUUGUAAACAGUUCUUGAAUGAUGGAUGGCAAUUCCCGAUUACCGUAUUUUUCGCUCCAUAAGGUGCACCUGACCAUAAGACGCACCUAGUUUUUAGAGGAGGAAAACAAGAAAAAAAAUAUUCUGAACGAAAUAGUGGAUGUAUGAUUUUUGUGGUUCAUGCUGUGGCCACAGGCAUGUGAUCUGAUGGUGAAUUUGGGGUGACCCAAUGCAAAAUCCUGAGGAUCCAUUUGGAUCCGUGCUUUGUAACCACAUUUUUGCACUCAGGAAACAGUGGAUGUGUGAUUUAUUUGUUGCAGGCUGUAGCCGUGGACAUGAUAUGUGAUCUGAUGGAGAAUUUGGGGUGACCCAGUGCAAAAAUCCUGAGGAUCCAUGAGCUUUUACCUCCCCCCUCCCAGACAGCCUCUGCUAGCGGCCCUUAUCUCUCUUCUGAUCCCACCGAUCAACUGUUUCCUUUCAAUACUCCCUUCCCUCUUGUUUGCCUUAGUGUCUUAGCUGGAGCAGUUUUUUGCUCCUUCUUUUCUUCUAAUUUCUCUUCUUAUUGCUUUAGUCUUCCUGUUUCCCCCCUUUGCAAGUUUGCUGUCUUUAUCUCCCCCCUCCCCCUCCUUUAUCUCUAGCGUCCCUUAUCUCUCUCCCUGAUCGGCAAACGAUCAGCGGCUUUGUUUCAACACCCUCUUCCCUCUUUCAAAAAAAAGCAUGAUCUGCUUUUUGCCCCUGUGCAAUUCAGCUCCAGGGACCACACAUUCGCUCCAUAAGACACACAGACAUUUCCCCUUACUUUUUAGGAAGAAAAAAGUGCGUCUUAUGGAGUGAAAAAUAUGGUACACAUCUGGUAUGGAAGCAGCCUAGCUUUGUGACAGCAAAAAUCGCUGUGAAGCCAAUGAACAUGGAUGCAAAUGUUUUAUAUUAGAAGGGCCAUAGGCUGCUCUCCCCUUGACCGACACCAUAUUGUAUUUUCUGUCCCACAAAUGUUUUGGCUUUACAAUCCUCCUUUAAUUACACAGAAGUCUGUGGAUGUGGUUUCAUCCACAUGCUGCUUUCAUACAUAGCCCUUUUGCUGUUUCAGACAACAUCUCGUGAAAUGAACUCCAAGAUCCGGGCAGAAUUUGAGUAUCUUCAUCAGAUCUUGCAAGAGGAAGAGAGAGCUGUGCUGACGGGGCUGGCCAGAGAGGAAGAACAGUGGUUGAUGAAGCUGGAUGGAGAUGCCACACGACUCAGUAUGGCGAUAACUGAGCUGAAGAAGAGCAUGGAGCACAUUCAGAAAAAGCUUGAUGAGCUGGGGAACUCAUUGCUGCUGGAGGUGAGACUCAUCAUGCUUACAAGGCUGAGGUGGGAGGAGUUUGGGUCAUGGGUGUCGGAGGCAGAUUUGUAUUUUCUCACGUUUUCUCAGUCAUAGGCUCCACCCUCUCCACAUUCCCAGACGCGUAUCACACUGCACACUGGCAAAUGCUAUAGUUUUCUAUGGAUUGAUUUACUAAGCAAGGGUGUCAUCUUGUACUUCAUUCUAUGCAUUCAGGAAGUGAGGCUUAAAAAAUCCUGGAGUCGGAGCUGGAAUGGACCUCAGAGGUCAUCUAGUUCAACCCCUUUCUAGUGCAGGAAAUCCACUGUGGCAGCAUACCUGAUUGGUGACCUUUCGGCCUUUGUAUAAGAUGCAGUGAGACCUGGGAGUGGUCAUGUUUGUGUGUGUGUGUGUGUGUGUGUGUGUGUGUGUGUGUGUGUGGUUUGGGGGGGGGGGAGAAUGCGUGUUCAAAGAAGUCUUUCCGUAUUUUAAACUCCGGACUGAAAAUGUUUGUCUCUAUCAAUAAUAUGUUUUUCUGCCCUAGACCAGAAUUAGGCCUUGUCAAUGUCUGCCAGAUAACAUUGUCAAAGAAGGCAAAUAACUGUUGGCCUUUGCACUGAGAUGUAAAGAGGUUUAUCUGCCAUUAAAAGUGUGGCCUCCCAAAUUCCCUCUCUCUUUUAAACAGAGGUGAGACAGUGGCUGGAACACUUCUCUCACCACAAAAAAGCCCCAACAUUACAGCUUUCUAUUUGCCACUUCCCUCAUAAAGGAAAACAUGUGCCUGCCAUUUUCUUCCCCAGGCUCCCCUCUUGCCCCAUGGUAAGAGGCAGCCCUUUCCAUCUCCCUCUAAGAUUGAACUAUUGCUGGUUGCUUGGUGUGAUGCUUUUCCAUAGUUGGUUGCCACGGUUACUACAGCAGGAUUGUGCCGUGAAUUGACCGAGGUAGCCUUUGCCAGGAGGUUUAAGCAUGCUUCUCCAGCAGGAGCUGCUUGUGCAUGCUGUGAGAUUCAUGGUCCUUAACCUCUGACAGGCAUGAAGAAGCAGUUCGGGCUUGGAGACCGGUUCUGUCGUAAGAACUAGCUGCUCUUGGAAGUAGGGAUGAAGUGCUUAGUUUCAGCAAGGCUACUGUAUUGUGUGCCUUCGGACCAUGCUGCGCUGUGCUGUGCAGGUCUGCAUGAAAAUACUUCUGUGUUUUUUCUAAAUGUCUCAAAUACUCCUUUCCUUAUCUAUCUCCUUCCAUCAUCAGACUCCUAUGGGGUGGCUGGUAGUGAUACUCCCUUGGCUUUUAUUUUACUGCUUGUAUAAUUCUGAAAUUUUAAAUGCAAGCCGCCUUGAGGGUGCUUGUUAGAGCCAAAAGGUGGGUUAUCAUUUCUUUUGAUAGGCAAGUACAUGUAUGUCCUCACUUCUCAGUCAAGAUUAUGCGUAUUUCCAGCCUCUUUGCAUGCCAGAGGUACAAUAUGACUAGGGAAAUGUUGUUAUGUGUGUAUGGCAUGCUCUCCUGACAGCUGACAGUGAUACCGUCUAGGUUCCAGGCUUUUCAGUCUUGGUGAUAUGAGGAACCUGCCUUCUCUCUCAUCUCUCUUUUGGUUACAGAAGCCAGUGUUUAUAUAUCAGAACUAGCCCAUACCCCUUCAGAAUUUGCUGCCACCUCAUUCAUUCAUUUAUUCACUAUAUUACAUUUAUAUAGCAACUUUCAUCUGUCAUGCAACUCAAGGAAACCUCCCAUGUGGUUCCCUGGCAGCCACUUGAAAUUGUAGGGCCAUAAUUAUGUUUUUAAUUGUCGUACUUCAGUACAGAGGCAAAAAAUGGACAGGAGAAUUUACUUGAGCAGCUGCAAUAAGGAUUAAGUGAGGGGUUUUGUUAAUUUUCUCCUCUUUUUUCUUUUUCUUUUUGCAGGUGGAAAAUGUGUCUGUUAGGUACGUGCCUGGAAAGAAAAAAAGCAGCUUUUGUUUUCAUGAGCCUCUUAUUUUACCUGCUCAGCUGGCCGGGGGGGGGGGGGGACUGUUAUCGCUGUAGCUUUUAAAGCAUUGGAAAAUAAUUAUUGGGAGAGAAGCUGUUGGGGAAUAUAGGAUAUCUCUCCUUCUGGGCAUUGUUGCAUAGAUGUGUUGACCUCAGGGUUCAGGAUGUAAAUGCAAAAGCACUGAGGUGCACCCAGGAUUUAACUGCUUUCAUAAGGUCCUCCCACAUUACUUCAAGGAAAUGCUCAGAAUGGUCUUCUGGGGCCAAUAUGUUUAUGUUCUAAUAGCCUCAGAAUACAAGUUGCCGGAAAUCACAGGUGGGCAGAGUGUUGUGCUCAGGUCUUGUUUGCCUGCUUCCCAUGGGCAUCUGGUUAGCCACUGUGGGAAAAGGAAGCUGGAAUCGGGGCCUUUGGAGCUGAUCCUGCUGGCCUCUUCUUGUGUUUGACAAGGAGGGUUGGCAAAUGAGCCUAAAUAAAUUGUGCAGGUCACCAAGCUGAAUGCACCUCACCAGCCAUAUAAUGUUGUCUGUCAGCUGCUUGAAAACCUUGCUUUUUUAUUUUAUUUUAUUGUAGCCUGUGAAGGCAAGGAUGAGGGGACAGGUUUAAUGAGCCACCCAGGGGCUGUGCUUUGGUGGCCUGCCUUAAAAUGAUUAUCGCUCUCUCAAGUUGUGGAGCUGCCAAGCUUCUCUAAUGGCUAAACAUGGGCGAAUCUCGCAUGCACAGCCAUAUCCCGCCUCUUGGCUGAAAGAUUGCCAGAGCAGUUCAUUUCCCAGCUCACUUUGCUGGGGAGAAAGGAGAGCAAAUACAUCCAUAUAAGAUAGGUUUGAGACUGCUCUUUGGCUGCUGUCAAUGUUGAGGAGAAUUAGGGCAUUUGGCUCAUGUUUCUAUGGAGUACUGUGCAGAAACUGGUGGAUUCUAUUUUAUUAUCAUGCAUGUUUCCAUUCUGGAAGUUGGCUGCCAUAGAACUUGUGGCCGACCACCUUCUGUCUCUCUAGGCAGUAGGCUACUUAGCCACUAAGGCAGAGGAGAACCAGUGGCCUGCUUAUGUCAGAAUCCACCCCACUCCAAGGUGGUGUACUGAAACCCCUAGGAGUUGCGUCCUUUUCCAAAGAUACCUCACUCUUGAAAUACCUCCAUAAGAGGGGUUGUUCAGUAGAGAUAGUGUUUUGCCCUUUGACCUAGGAUCCCAGGGAGUACUUAGAUUACAAGGACAGGAGAGGCACAUCUUUUGUGAUGGUCCCCUUAGCUACUGUUUUUAGAAAGCUAGAAGGAAAGGGGGAAAGACAUGAUUUGGCCCCCACAAUAAUUUGAGGACAUUCCCUGCCAUUAUGUGCGCUAAGCAAAUGGCACUGGCCAAGCCGCAACUGCCUUAUUGUCCCAUCCUUAUGCUGGAUGAAGCACUUUCAGAUUGGUUAGGAGUCACUUUCUAAACUCCAGAACUUCCUUAUCUAGAAUCUUGUUUUGCUCAGCAGAUAUUUCUUUCUGCUCCAGGCCAGCGGUGCAGGUGAAAGAGUUGACCGCCUUUAAUAUAGAGCAGCACAAGGACCGGUAUGAUGGACCUCUGCAGUUUAUAUUUUGGAGAAGGAUGCUGAAAUCGAUCUGCACAGGUGAGUCGCCCCCGCCCCCCAAUUGCAACAGAGCAUACUGGGGAUAUGGGAACAAAACAGAGUUCAUAGACUCAUUUGGUGACACCCUACCCAGUUUCUUUCUUAGAAUUAUCAUUAAUUCGAUUAAUAGUUGAAUCCUGGUAUAUUCUCUUCCUACAGCUCCUGCUCCUCUGACCUUGGACCCUGAAUCGGCUCACCCUAACCUUGUCCUCUCCAAAGACCUGACGGCAGUGACAGAGAGGAAGAUGCCCCAGUCUGUGCCCAGAAGCCCCAGCCGCUUCCUGCAGUGUGUGAAUGUGCUGGCAAAGGAGUCCUUUGAGAGUGGAAGACAUUACUGGGAGGUCUGGGUGGGCACCAAGACCAAGUGGGACCUGGGAGUGGCAGCGGACUCAGUGGACCGGGCAGCAAGGGUCAAGCUAUGCCCCAAGAAUGGCUACUGGGCUAUACGGCUGCGGGAGAAGUCUCGUUAUUGGGCUGCAGCUGCUCCCUGGGUGCGUCUGAAUCCUGGGCGCUUGCUGAGAAAAGUAGGUGUCCUGCUGGACUGCAGGGCAAGGAAGGUGGCCUUUUAUAAUGCCGAGGACAUGUCCCUUCUCUUCACUUUCCACCAGGCCAGGGCACGCAGGUUCUACCCUUUCUUCAGCACUUGUUUCGGCGAUGGCGAGAACGCAGAGCCCAUGAGGAUCUGCCACCUGAACCUGUAG
Molecule: messenger RNA, 11943 nt
Organism: Podarcis lilfordi (Lilford's wall lizard)
Lineage: Eukaryota; Metazoa; Chordata; Lepidosauria; Squamata; Lacertidae
Source: the annotation of a GenBank genome assembly